AUGCAGGAAAAAGAAGCCUCCCCACACGGAUUCCUGCCUAGGUUCCAGCAUUUCGCUACGCAGGCCAUCCACGUUGGCCAAGAACCGGAGCAAUGGACCUCCCAGGCUGUAGUGCCCCCCAUCUCGCUGUCCACCACGUUCAAGCAAGGGGCUCCUGGCCAGCACUCGGGUUUUGAGUAUAGCCGUUCUGGAAAUCCCACCCGGAAUUGCUUGGAAAAAGCAGUGGCAGCACUGGAUGGGGCCAAGUACAGUUUGGCCUUUGCUUCAGGUUUAGCAGCCACUGUGACUAUUACUCAUCUCUUAAAAGCAGGAGACCAAAUUAUUUGUAUGGAUGAUGUGUAUGGAGGUACAAACAGGUACUUCAGGCAGGUGGCAACUGAAUUUGGAUUAAAGAUUUCUUUUGUAGAUUGUUCCAAAACCAAAUUGCUAGAGGCAGCUAUUACACCAGAAACCAAGCUUGUUUGGAUUGAAACCCCCACAAACCCUAGCUUGAAGAUGAUUGACAUUGAAGCCUGUGCACAUACGGUCCAUAAACAUGGAGACAUCAUCUUGGUUGUGGAUAACACUUUUAUGUCAGCAUAUUUCCAGCGGCCUUUGUCUCUGGGAGCUGAUAUUUGUAUGUAUUCAGCAACAAAAUACAUGAAUGGCCACAGUGAUGUUGUAAUGGGCUUAGUGUCGCUGAAUUCUGAGAGCCUUCAUAAUAGGCUCCGUUUCUUGCAAAAUUCUCUUGGAGCAGUUCCAUCUCCUAUUGACUGUUACCUCUGCAAUCGCGGUCUGAAGACUCUACAAGUCCGCAUGGAGAAGCAUUUCGAAAAUGGAAUGGCAAUUGCUCAGUUUUUGGAGUCGAAUCCUCAGGUGGAAAAAGUUAUUUAUCCUGGGCUGCCUUCUCAUCCUCAGCAUGAGCUAGCUAAGCGUCAGUGCACAGGUUGCCCGGGGAUGAUCACCUUUUAUAUCAAGGGCUCUCUUCAACAUGCUGAAACUUUCCUCAAGAACCUAAAGUUAUUUACUCUGGCUGAGAGCUUGGGAGGAUAUGAAAGUCUUGCUGAGCUUCCGGCAAUCAUGACCCAUGCAUCAGUGCCUAAGAGCGACAGAGAAGUCCUUGGAAUUAGUGAUACACUUAUUCGACUCUCGGUGGGCUUAGAGGAUAAACAAGACCUACUGGAUGAUCUAGAUCAAGCUUUGAAGGCAGCUCACCCUCCAAAUGCAAGCUGCAACUAG
Molecule: messenger RNA, 1218 nt
Organism: Rangifer tarandus platyrhynchus (Svalbard reindeer)
Lineage: Eukaryota; Metazoa; Chordata; Mammalia; Artiodactyla; Cervidae
Source: the annotation of a GenBank genome assembly